CGGGAAGACCUUAGCCUGGAUCUGAUCUGAUCUGGCGCAAAUCGUCCAGCGACCAACCCUCUGCAAAUAUCACCCACCCAAUUCUACGGACACCAUGAGUAGGGAACGCUCCGAUCGACAAGAGCGGGACCGAUCUCGAGAUCGCCGCGCAUCAGAGGCACCUCGAUCCUCGGAUCGUCACGACGAUCGAGACAGAAGAGAUGAUCGAGACCGACGAGACGAUCGAGACAGAAGAGACGACCGAGACAGAAGAGACGAUCGAGACCGACAAGACGAUCGAGACAGAAGAGACGACCGUGACAGAAGAGAUGGUCGCCAUGAGCGCAGGAGCCGCCACGGAGACGAUAUCGACGACCAUGCCGAUUCCCGCAUUCGUCGGCGAUCGCCCUCCUCUGACAGUAGUGCCGCUGAGCGCCGCUCGUCACCAGGAAGGAACAAGCGUUCCCGCACAGGCGCCGGUUCGGAGUCUUCCUCGGACUCUUCUUCGGACUCGGACUCAUCCAGCAAGAACGAGCGCCGAAGGCACCGCAAAGAAAAGAAAGAGAAGAAAAAGUCAGAGAAGAAGAAGAAGGACUCCAAAAAGAAGGACAAGAAGAAGAAGAGCAAAAAGUCCAAGGACUCCAAGGACAAGUCCAAGUCCAAGUCGUCCGAACAACACUAUGGUGCUCGCGGUAUUCUACGCAGUAGUGAUUACUAUCACAAGGAAAACGAGUUUCGGGCUUGGCUCAUCGACGUCAAGCGAAUGUCGCCCGAGACCCUUUCAACUGUCGCAAUGAAAAAGUAUUUUGAAGAAUAUAUCGAGGACUACAACACGAUGACUCUGCCUCACGACAAGUACUAUGACUUGCAAUACUGGGAGAGGCAGCAGAUGGUGAAGGGCACCUCGGCUCUGCUGGAUACCAAUGACGCAGCAUUUGAUUUUGGGAAAGACGAGGAGCGAGUUCAACAGGGGAUUCGAGCCCAAAGAUCGGCCGUGACAACCAAUCCCACACCCGGAUUCACAAAGGAACAAGUCCUUGGCCUGAAGAAGCUCGAAGAAGAUCGAGUCGCAGCCGAUCGGCUCCGCAAGAUGGGCUACAAGCCCAAAGAAAGUCUGGGUGUCCGCUACGAAGGCACGUGAAGCACGAAAGCCGACGUCGAAGCGGCCGUGCUGCUGCAUCAUGGGAAAUGUACCAUGAGGCGGAGUGACGCGCAAUGAUGUGCAGUGGGGCGUACAGCAAACAAUGGAGGAGCAGGAUUCGGAACAAGAAAAGCAUCCGCCAUGGCCUCCUCGGCAAGAUGUCUUCUGGGCUGUCUUACAGGGGCAAAGACCAGUUAUAUUCUCGCAAGCGAGCGGGGGGAGGGGCAAGCAUCGUACAGACGAGCAGGAUGUGCAAGCAGGAUGUGCAAGCAGGAUGUGCAAGCAGGAUGUGCAAGCAGGAUGUGC
Molecule: messenger RNA, 1426 nt
Organism: Polychytrium aggregatum
Lineage: Eukaryota; Fungi; Chytridiomycota; Chytridiomycetes; Polychytriales
Exons: 6
Coding region: 95-1120 (341 amino acids)
Source: RefSeq, a predicted model, not a curated record